Molecule: messenger RNA, 396 nt
Organism: Fraxinus pennsylvanica
Lineage: Eukaryota; Viridiplantae; Streptophyta; Magnoliopsida; Lamiales; Oleaceae
Source: the annotation of a GenBank genome assembly
AUGCAUGAAAUCCUACACAUUCAGGGUGGUGAAUGCGACAAUCAGAUCGGAGCAAAGUUUUGGGAGGUGGUUUGCGUCGAGCACGACAUCGAUUCCACCGAACAAUACAUCGGCGACUCAGAUCUGCGGCUGGAGCGAGUCAAUGUGUACUACAAUGAGGCUAGUUGCAGUCGGUUUGUCCCCCAGGCUGUCCUCAUGAAUCUUGAACCGGGCACCAUGGACAGCAUCCGAUCCGGCUCGGUUGGACAGAUCUUCCGACAGGAUAACUUCAUAUUUGGACAAUCUGGUGCUCGGAAAAACUGGGCCAAGGGCCAUUACACUGAGGGUGCUGAACUUAUGGAAUCGGUGCAUGACGUGGUGGUGGGGGAAAGAGAGGGUGAAGAAGAUGAACAGUAG